AAAAUAAAAAUAAAAUCUUCAGCAUUUAUCAAUUUUAGCAUAAUACAAUAGUACUUAAACCAGUAGGUCCAAAGUCAUAGUUAUAACUAGUGCCUUAAAGAAAAAAAAAGCAUAUUCAGCAUCAGAAACACAGAUCUGUAAACCCACAGAUUCAAAAUAAUAUAGUUGUAAUCACUGACUUAGAAGAAAACAAAACAAAAUCAGUAUUUCAUCAUUGAAGACGCAGAUAGUUGGAAUCUAUCAGCUCCAGCACUCAGUGACUGCAGAGGACACCGGUGAACACUGACGGGUUACGUGGUUUAUUUCCGCUCGUUGGUGACACCCAUGCCGUGGACCGACUCGGUGAAUGCUCUGUUAAUAAUUUUUGUUUGUGUUUUCAGAUCUUGAUGAAGGGCAAAGGAGACAUAAUUCAUCUCUCGAAAGAUUGUUUAUAGCUGGAACUUGAAAUGCUUUGUAUUAGAAAACACUAGUAAAAAUGCAAAGAGAGACGGUAUCUGACGACCGGCAGCGGCACCCCGAGACCACCUCAGACUUCUCCGAGCAGUUUAACCAGCUCGAGCUGCUGGAGACGCACGGACACCUUAUUCCCACGGGCUCCCGGAGCCUCUGGGCAGGGGACUCCGAUGAAGAUGAGGAGCAGGAGGAAAAAACCGAAGAGUGGUAUCUACUGCAAGAAAGAAAAAUGGAAAAAGACCCAAGCAAAUUGCUUCUUUGGGCUGCUGAAAAAAAUCGGCUCUCCACGCUGCGGAGGCUGCUUUCCGACAGGGCGGGGCUCGUGAACACGAGGGACGAGGACGCAUACACGCCUCUGCACCGCGCGGCCUACGGUGGGCACCUGGACGCCGUCCGCGAGCUGGUCGCCCAGGGUGCGGACGUCCACGCCGUGACCCUGGACGGCUGGACGCCCCUGCACAGCGCCUGCAAGUGGAACAACACCAGGGUGGCCUCCUUCCUGCUGCAGCAUGACGCGGACGUCAACGCCCAGACGAAGGGCCUCCUGACCCCCUUGCACCUGGCCGCGGGGAACAGGGACGCCAGGGACACCCUGGAGCUGCUCCUCAUGAACCGCUACGUGAAGCCCGGCCUGCGGAGCGCCCUGGAGGAGACGGCGCGCGACGUGGCCAGGAGGGCCGGCGCCCACCACUACCUCUUCGAGAUUGCGGACGGCUGCACGAACUCUAGCGCCCAGCCUUAGCAGGCCCGCGUCCUGCUGCCCCCAGGGACCGGGAGCCAGGGGCCUCUCGGGACGGGGGCUGGGGGUGUGGCAUGUUGUAGUUGUUGCGGUAAAUGAUUCAGUGAUUUCCAUGGCGUUGGCGAUUUUAUCAGAAAGAACCGUGACGCACCUGCCUGGAAAACUGGUCACAGGCUGUGAGAAAACAGGCUGCCUCUGGCGUUCACCCCGAGGAGGGUGUCUCGGGGAUUGGUCACUCUGGGUCUUUGAUGGGUGAAGCACGCCAACGCCUACAGGGGUGACUCGGGAGUUCCGCAUCCGAGGCUCCUGGGGUCCCCUGGCUUUCCUUUUGACAUAAGAACUACAGGCUCUACAACAAGUGGGCCUGCACCCUGUCCCCCGAGGGGGGUCUCGACACAGGUACUCACAAAGGGAAGGGACUAAGGCAGUGCCCUUCGGUGCUGUUUUUAAGUGUCCCCCAGAAUUUGCCUCGAGUCAGCCCACGGGACCCAGCCCCCCUAGAUGAAGUAGCUACGCUGCUCGCACAGACGCGUGCCUGCGGCAGGUUGGGCCGGCGUCGGGUUGGGUCUGGUCGGGAG
This is a messenger RNA of Talpa occidentalis (Iberian mole), 1770 nucleotides long. It is a transcript of the gene ANKRD49, whose product is annotated as ankyrin repeat domain 49. The coding region runs from base 476 to 1195 and encodes 239 amino acids. The transcript has 2 exons. The record is from RefSeq and is a predicted model, not a curated record. NCBI's taxonomy places the organism in Eukaryota, Metazoa, Chordata, Mammalia, Eulipotyphla, Talpidae. Gene Ontology annotation, molecular function: protein binding.